Messenger RNA from Gilbertella persicaria, 1465 nucleotides. RefSeq lists its product as uncharacterized. The record is from RefSeq and is a predicted model, not a curated record. The transcript has 8 exons. The coding region runs from base 1 to 1449 and encodes 482 amino acids. NCBI's taxonomy places the organism in Eukaryota, Fungi, Mucoromycota, Mucoromycetes, Mucorales, Choanephoraceae. Gene Ontology annotation, biological process: nucleocytoplasmic transport; activation of GTPase activity. Gene Ontology annotation, cellular component: nucleus; perinuclear region of cytoplasm; cytosol. Gene Ontology annotation, molecular function: small GTPase binding; GTPase activator activity.
AUGUUUGUGACAACCUUGAUUGCACAACCUCAUGCUGCAUUUCUUACUCGACUUGAUUUGUCAAAUCAACCUCUUGAUCGAAACAAUAUUGCACCCUUUUCUGAAAUCAUGUCGAUAGAGUUUGGUAUGCGUGAACUUGUAUUGGAUGGCUGCGGGCUUGAAGACAGUGCUAUCAAGAUACUGAUGCAUAGUUUACUUGAGAACGACAAGAUCAAACAGCUUAGUCUUGCCAAUAAUCCCAAGAUAUCUACUACUGGGUUCAAGUACAUUGCAGUCUAUGUCAAAGGGUCUUCUCAACUGACCACGUUGAACCUUUCUUAUACACAACCUGACAAGAAAGCCAUUGAAUAUUUGAUGAAUGCCAUUGUCAAGUCAACGCCUGAUUCAACCCGUCCUUUUUUGUCCUGUUUAGUACUGGACAAUUGUAAUUUGAGAGUAGCUCAAUUAGAAGUGCUUGCAGCAGGAAUCAAGAAACCAACUUGUUUGCGCCAAUUGUUUAUCAGCCAUCAACGUAUGUUAAAUCAGCAAGGUGCUCUAUCCAUUGGUGUCAUGCUUCGUGAUUAUGAUACAACAGUCUAUCAUGGACUACAGAGACUCUGCUUGGAUCAUAGUCCUAUGAACUCAAAUGGUAUUCAGUAUAUCACACAAGCAUUAAGAAGAAAUCAGAGUCUACGUUAUUUAUCGAUGCAAGACUGUAACAUUGAUUCUGCAUCAUGUUAUUUGCUGGCAGAAGCUCUUAAAUAUAACCAAUUUCUCGAGAAACUUGAUCUUGCAUGCAAUGCAUUGUGUAAGCCCACAAUGGAAGGAAUGACCCAUAUUACACAAGCAUUGACUAUCAAUCGAUCUUUAAAAGACUUUUGUCUGGCAGAGACAAAAAUAUUUACUGAAGCUAUUAUCAUUCUUGCAGAAUGUUUGGCUGAAAACAAUACACUGAUAAGACUUGAUCUAUCCCGAAAUCCUGAUAUUCAAAUGGCUGCAUUAAUGGCACUUGCUGCCUCUGUUCGUAGGAAUGAUACAAUCACAUUUAUUGAUAUUCAUGUUCCUACACAGGAUAAAGAGAUGGUCUCCAUUCAUAAUGACAUACUGUCUAAAUGCACAAAGAAUGCACAAACCAGGAAAUCAGAUAAAUCAGUUCGAUCAGAUAACCCUAUUUAUGCCACCACUGCUCAAGCAACAGCUCGAUUGACAUUAAAAGAAAGACUAGCAGCAGUAACAGGAGCAAAGAAGCCCAUCCAUGAUGAUGCUGCAUUGAUUCAACAAGCAUUAGAGCAUAUCACAUCAUUAGAAGGAUCAAAUCCAUCUGCAAAUAUACUCUAUGCUUCUCAACAAACGCUAUCCAACAUAAGUACAAGAAUACCUGAAGUUGUGGAUCCAUCUCAGUUAGACAUACUUUUGACAAUGAAUGAUCGAUUGACAUUAGCCAUAGAGAGAUACACUUACAAGGAAUAGAAUUAUUAUUAUUUAG